Messenger RNA from Oldenlandia corymbosa var. corymbosa, 1324 nucleotides. The record is from the annotation of a GenBank genome assembly. NCBI's taxonomy places the organism in Eukaryota, Viridiplantae, Streptophyta, Magnoliopsida, Gentianales, Rubiaceae.
GGACUUCAUUUGAAAAAGCACAGACUACCAAGAAGAAGAAUCUCAGCUGGUUUGUUCAGUGUCGGCAGUAACAGAAGAAGAGGACAGGGUUGACAAAUACAUGGGAAAAAAGGGGUUCCAUUUCGUUCCCAUUUGACAUCCUUGAUCCCGCAAAUUGUAUUUGUAAAAUUUUUCUUCGAAAAUUCCACGAAAAACCCAACAAAAUUCCUGACUGGAAAAAACCCAGUUGUAAAAGAGAUCCCUCUUUGAGGAGAAAACCUUGAACAGAGAGAGAGAGACAAAAUGGCUCUAAAUCAUGGUGGAGCUUCAUGUAAUCCAAGAAUCUUGAAAGCUGGAUUCGGAUUGAUGGCGAUUUGUUUGGCAGCAUAUAUUGUUGGGCCACCAUUGUAUUGGCAUUUUAUGGAAGGCUUAGCAGCAGUGAGCCGGAGUUCAUCUUCAUCAUCUUCCUCUGCCCUCAAUUGCCCGCCUUGUGACUGUGAUUGCUCUUUUCAAUCUCUUCCCUCCAUUCCCAUUGGUUUGAGCAAUAAUACUUUUGCAGAUUGUGCGAAGCAUGAUCCAGAUGUAAGCGAAGAGACAGAGAAAAACUUCAUAGAACUAUUGUCAGAGGAGCUGAAGCUUCGAGAAGCCGAAGCUUUGGAAAACCAGCAAAGGGCUGAUAUCCAAUUGCUCGAAGCAAAGAAGAUGACCUCUUCAUAUCAAAAAGAGGCUGAUAAAUGCAAUUCAGGUAUGGAAACUUGUGAAUUGGCAAGGGAAAAGGCCGAAGAGGCUUUAGUGUCACAGAAGAAACUGACCGCCAUGUGGGAGAUGAGAGCUCGUCAGAAAGGAUGGAAAGAAGGGGCUUCCAAGUCUUCAUGAUCAUGCAUAGCCCAUGUAAGACAUUCAUCUUCCUGUGAUUUGGUAACCGUAAACCAGAGCUCAAAGCAUUUUUGGUUUAUAAGUUUCCCCGUGCCCUGAAACUGGUAGCACAUGUUCACAAGCCAUACUCGCAGUAGUGAUAUAUUGGUGUUUUUGUAGCGUACACAUUCCUUAUGCUGUAAAGCAAAGCCUUAUUCGUUUCCACAUGGUAAGUUCAUUGAAUGUUUCCACAUACAUAUAAUGAUUGACAAGUUAAUGCUUAGAACUUUCCCACUUUGUAAACCGUGGAAUCGAUUUAUACAGUGACAUUAUCGAUUCACUGGGUUUGUUACCUUUUUCUCCUAUGCUUUGGUUACCUUUUUGACUCCAAGAAGCGUAUUAUUCUAUAGUCAUUGUCAUUUUCACAUCUUUUUUCAUCUCAUGUUCGUCAUUCAUGAUUUAUUGCUCAUGCACCACUCUUGUUCAAGGA